GCUUCGAAUAGUUUGUGAGCUGUGUGUUUUAUGUUUUCUGAAAAGGAGUGAUUAUUAUAUAGUUGUAAAAUUUAGUUGCAAUACUAAAGAAUUGCUUAGAUAAGACACAUUUCUAAUAUUUACAAUGGCUGACGAUUUAAGAAACUAUAACUUGCAAUUGCAACAGGUCGAGGCGGCAUUGCUUACUGAUCCUCAAAACGAAGAACUUCUGAAGCUAAAAGCGGAUUUGGAGGAAGUUAUUGAAUUGACGCGUGAUCUAAUAAAAACUCAAGAGGGUGAUUCUAGUGUUUCUAAUGUUCAUAAUAGUUGUAAUGAUGAUGAUGUUGCAGCUUCCCUGCUGGCUACAGACGACGGAGAUUACGUAGAGAAAUCAAAACCAAAGUGGCGUGUUGGUGAAAAAUGUCUGGCCAAGUGGAAGGCUGAUGGCAUGUUCUAUGAAGCAACAAUAGAAGAAAUUGGAAGUAAUAAUUUUAAAGUCAAGUUUGAUGGUUAUACAACUUUGGAAGUAGUAUCAGCGUUAGAUGUUAAAUCAUUGGCAUCUGGAACCAAGAGACCAUUGAGUGGAGAUGAAAGCAAGCAUGGGAAAGGUUAUAACAGAGAAUAUUUAAAGAAGAAAAAACAAAAAAAGCAGCAAAGAUUUAAACAAAUUGAGGAAGAAAGGGAAAGUGAAAAGAAUAAGUGGCUUUCUUUCCAUAAUAAAUCAUUAAAAAAGUCUGGUGUAAAAGGAAAAAGUAUUUUUGCUUCUCCUGAUAAUUUAACUGGCCGAGUAGGUAUUGGGACCUGUGGCAUUUCCGGUAAACCUAUGACUGAAUACACUCCUGGUGAAAAGUGGAAAAAAGGUGGAUAAAAAUAAUGACUUCAUCUUACGCCUUACGAUAAAUAAGUGACUUAGUUAAUUUACUUUUACUUUAAAUUUUACUUGUAAUAAAAAUAAAGAAUACUGAA
Molecule: messenger RNA, 945 nt
Organism: Aricia agestis (brown argus)
Lineage: Eukaryota; Metazoa; Arthropoda; Insecta; Lepidoptera; Lycaenidae
Gene: Spf30
Product: survival of motor neuron-related-splicing factor 30
Exons: 4
Coding region: 125-847 (240 amino acids)
Biological process (GO): mRNA processing; regulation of alternative mRNA splicing, via spliceosome
Cellular component (GO): precatalytic spliceosome; nucleus; cytoplasm
Molecular function (GO): RNA binding
Source: RefSeq, a predicted model, not a curated record